Aegilops tauschii subsp. strangulata is the source of this 672-nucleotide messenger RNA. NCBI's taxonomy places the organism in Eukaryota, Viridiplantae, Streptophyta, Magnoliopsida, Poales, Poaceae. The record is from RefSeq and is a predicted model, not a curated record.
AUGGCCGGCACCGGGAGUUCCUCGUCUGGACAAGCAGAAGGAGGCUUUCACUUGAUGAGUUGCCUAAAAGAUGUUCCGACAUUCAGAGGUGACAAUCACACUGAGUGGAGGAAGAAAGUUGAACUGGCAUUUGUCUGUGCUGAUCUGGACUGGGUUCUGGAUGAACCACAGCCGGUCAGACCUACAGAGCCAGUAAGAGAGGCCACUGAUGAUGAUGCUGCGUGGACUAAAAAGAGGAGGGAUUAUGCUCCUUUGGAGAUGUCCUACAUCAUAGAAAACCAAAAGUGGGUCAAUGCAAACAAAAAGUACAUGGCCUUUAUAAAGAAUACAAUUGAGAGUGCCAUUGUGGGCUCCAUUGCAGAGUGCACUUCCGCAGGGGAGUUGCUUUCAAAGAUAAAGAGCCAGUUCACUGGCUCUUCAAAGAUAUAUGCCACCCAGGUGUUAGAGCAACUGGUGAUAGAACGCUACACAGGUGGUAGUCAUGGAAUAAGAGAGCACAUCCUCAGGAUGAGCAAUAUGGCAGCAAAGCUCAAGCCCAUGGAUGCGGAUCUGGAGAUCAAACCAGCGCUCCUGGUCCACCUUGUCAUGGCUUCACUGCCGAAGGAGUUUGAAGCUUUUGUUGUGAACUACAAUAUGUCACCUGGAACAUGGGAGACAUUGAAAAGACAAUAG